AUGGUACUCGAUUUCGUUGCAUCCCACGGAAAGCAUACUGGUCAAGAUAUCGCCCAAGUAUUCUAUAAAUGUAUAAAAGAAUUCGAAUUAGAAGGUAAAAUCCAAGGCAUAACCGUUGAUAAUGCUUCUGCAAAUACAAAAUUUAUGAUAGAGUUGCAAAAUUUACUUCCUAAUUUCGAUGCAGAAAACCAACACUUUCGCUGUAUGGCGCAUGUUUUGAAUUUAGGUGUGCAGGACUUGAUGAAAACCCUGUCACUAAACACUUAUAAUGAAAAUGGAAAUAAUAGUGACGAAGAAAAUUUUAAUAACUCUGACGACUAUAAUGAAGAAGAAAGUGAUAGUGACGAAGAAAGAGCUAGUGAUGAAGAAAUGAACAUUCAAAUUGAGUAUAGAAGAGAUGGCAAUCACGACAAUGAAGAUUUGAGUACAUCAAUUACGAAAAUACGCUCCAUUUUUCAUAAAAUUAGAAGAAGCGAGAAAAUUAAAAAAACAUUUCAUUCCGCAUGUGAAACAGUUAGUCUAACGACUAAUUUGAACCCAAUUUUAGACUGCCCAACGAGAUGGAACUCAACACAUGACAUGAUUGGGGUAGCUUUAAAAUUAAAGCAAGGUAUUAUCACAUUAUGUAAUUGUGUGCUUGAAUUGAACCAUUUCAAAAUUUGGGAAAAAGAAUGGACAGUCUUGGAGAAAAUUCAUAAAUUUCUAAUUAAUUUCAAAAAUUUGACGACUCGACUUGGUGGCGAUAAGUACGUAACGCUUCCCUUUGUUAUAGUUUCAUUCAAUCUACUUCUCGAUAGAAUAGAAUUUUUGACAAAUCAAUUAGAUUCUAAACAUAAACGCACUGCAAUAGAUGAGCAGCUCAUCCUGGGUUUUCAAGCUGCAAGAGAUAAAAUGCUCAAGCAUUACAAAAAAACUAAUUGGGUUUAUUGUACAACGCUAAUUUUAGAUCCUAGACAUAAAGUCGAAACAUUCGAUUUAACACCUUGGGGAUCGGAGAUUAAAAGUGAAAGCAAAAAACGGUUUGAAAAGUUGUUUGAAGAAUAUCGAUUUCAAGAGCCAGUAGGAGAACCAUCAAUGGACAUAAGUGAAGAGUGUGAGGAAGAUGAAGACGCUAUAGAUUUCAAUAAAUUAUAUGCAGCUCCAUCUUCUUCGUCAGCUUCUCAACUCUCGAGAAAAGAGUUAGAACAGUACUUUAGUCAGCCUAGAGCUUUUGAGCAACGAAGAUAUACUGAUUUGGUGGAAACGUCAUGA
This is a messenger RNA of Cotesia glomerata, 1251 nucleotides long. RefSeq lists its product as uncharacterized. The transcript has a single exon. NCBI's taxonomy places the organism in Eukaryota, Metazoa, Arthropoda, Insecta, Hymenoptera, Braconidae. The record is from RefSeq and is a predicted model, not a curated record. The coding region runs from base 1 to 1251 and encodes 416 amino acids.